UGUCUAUUUUGCGACUUUAGCUGUCAAUCAUCUUCUGAAAUAUUUGAACAUUGCAAUGAGAUUCAUGAUUUUAGCAUUAUAAAUGCCAAAAAAAUUCAUAACCUAGACUGCUACAGUUACAUCAAACUCAUCAACUACAUCAGAUUGAAAAAACCAGCCAUGGAAGAUUUGAAGAAAAUAUAUCCCUACAAUACACAUCCUUGGUCUGAUGAUGUCUAUUUAAAGUCUACACUAAACGAUGAUCCUUUGUUAUAUUUU
Helobdella robusta is the source of this 258-nucleotide messenger RNA. RefSeq lists its product as hypothetical. Lineage: Eukaryota; Metazoa; Annelida; Clitellata; Rhynchobdellida; Glossiphoniidae. The record is from RefSeq and is a predicted model, not a curated record. The annotation marks the transcript as partial. The transcript has 2 exons.